GUGCAUGGCUCACCAACCCUUUCAAUUUAGAUUUCAAUUAUCAUGUUAGUUUUGUGAUUAGAUUGUGUCCUCCAGGAAUCAAACCUCGCUCUCUCUCUCUCCCUCUCUCUUCCCCUCUGCAAUCAGAUUGGAUCUGAUGAAUUGCGGCUGUAAUUACGGAAGUUAUUGAAUAUGCAGAUCGCUGAUGACUAGCAGUGUAUCUGUUCAUAGUGCAUUAACUCUAACUGUAUCAAACGAGAGGCUUGUUCAAGACCCACUCAAGUAAUGAGAGAGGGCCAGUGGAUGCCAUUAGCCGGAAAUAAUAGCACGCUUGAAAGGGGCGAACUCAAUUAAGACCUAUGUGGUCCCAUUAUGGUGCCUUUGUUUUAUUCCCUGAGUGUACGGCUGUGUGUGUGUGUGCUAUAUGAUGGAGUUUUCUGGCUCAGUUUCUGGCCAGGUCAGCUGAUGAAGCAUUGUGACCAGCGGUUUCACUGUAAACACACAAUGAGGUCUCUGCUGGGAGGUUAUGAAUUGCUCAGCAUGAGGUAUUUUUUCCCUGCUCACUCUGAACGGCCUUUUUAAAGGGACUAUGAUGCAAACUCUGAGACUGAUAGGUGGUAGUUGGGUGGGGAAGGGUGUCACGGUUAAAAUGAGAGAGAGAGGGAGAGGGAGAGAGAGCAUAAAGUAAGUGCUUGAACAUUGUUGAAGCUGCUCCCUGUCUCCAAACCUUGGCCUCUGGGUCCACUACAUAAUCACUCACACACACAAACACACCUCCUCUCGCCCUGCGUAUGUCAAGCUGCUCUCCCAACAGUUUAAUAGCAAGGGUGCUACAGAGCGCUGUAAUCUACACUUGACUCCUGAGCUCAUAAUGUGACAUACCACAUUACACAGAGACUCAGAGACAGACAGAUGCUCACUAACUGGCCAAGAGAUACUCAGUGUUUUAAAAGUGGAGGGCCCAGUGAAGUGGUAGCAUUAAAUUACCUAACCUGUCAGUCACAAACUUUUCAUUUUUUCCCCUUUUUUGCCAAGAACAGUCAGAGCUAGAGCUGUUGAAGGGAUAGUUCAGCCAAAAAUUCAUAUUCUGUCAUUUACUCAUUCCCAUUUAGUUCUGUAUGUUUUCUUUUUUUCUUUUUGAAGGAUGUUCACGCUGCUUUCUUUAAUAUGAUGACAGCUUUUUUUUUAAAGUUAAUUCAUGAAGAUUUUCAGUGAAUAACAACCUCUAAAUUUUGAUCUGUUGCUCACACACUAUUGUGAAAUAUUAUUAUAGUUCACAAUUAUGUUUUAUGUUUUAAUACAUUUUAUUUUAUGCUUAUUUGGUGCAAUCCAAAAUUCUUCUUAUCAUCAAUGUUAGAAAACAGUUUUUGUUAAAACACUGAAAACAGCCACACAGGGAGUGGUUACAUCAAGAAACAGUUACGCUGCUUUGAAUGUAUGCCUCUAGCACUACAAUAUUAUAGUCAAAUAAGCUUAAACCGGCACACACACUCGCACUAAAAUGAAAGAAUACAGUGUGUGAGCCAUCUAUACAGUACUAUGAAUCUCACUUAUUUACUAUCUCCCCAGAAAUGAAUCCUGGUGGGAAGUACACAUACACACACUCCCUGCAUGUUUAAAUUUAAAUUGUAUGUAGCUAAAUGGCCCACUGUUAAAUAUUUACCCUAAAAUUGUCUCCAUUUGCUGUGGAGGUGACAUCAGAACAAAACAGAAGGAGCAUCUGCCGGCAUUAUGCUUUCAUAACGCUGCAUAAAAUGUGUUGUUUGUCGCCUUUAAAAUGCAGCACUUUUAUGAAUAAUGCAGCUCUUGAUUUCAAGAGGAAACACUUAGAAGAUGGAUUCAUAAAAAAUAAAUUCCCAAGUUAGUUCUUUUCCUCUGUGAUCAUAAGAGGAAGAGUUAGAAAGUUAAGUGCCACCACAGUAAAUGAAACGAACUUGUCAACACAAUGCUAAAUUGUUAGCCGUAGCACUAGUGAGAUAAAAGGCACUCUCUCUGUUUCUUUGUAACUGCUGGAUUAUGGGGUCUAUUUAAGCUCUAAUUAGUGUUCAUUUCAGGAGUUUCCAGUCUUAAAUGUGUAUUAAUGUAAUGACAGAGGAAGUGUUUGUUUUUAGGCAUCUAAGUGGAGAGGCUUAAUACAGGCUAAAUUAGCACAUUCAUUCUGACAAGUACUCUAAUAACCGCUGUGGAUUAACUUAUGACCCUGUUUGGGCGCACAAAGCUCAUGGCCACUGUUGCUCCGGUGGACCAAACUCACAGUAGUUAAGACUCCAAGAGGCUUUAGCGCCUGAACUGUUGGCCGCUGCCGCCUGGUUCCGUGUAUAUUAUUAGGUUAAUAGGAUUUCACUUGUUUACACCAACUGUUAGCUUAACUCGAGGUCAAAGAGGUGGCUUAAACUUGUGUAAUUGGCUUAUUAAGAAGGCUCAAGUAGCAUUGUAGUGAGGGGUUAAAACACACACACAGACACAGCCAGGGUGCCAUGCGACGUGCGUUGAGCACAGACUAGCUGCGUGCUCGCUGUUUUUUCAGCUUCUGAUAACGCGUGGAUUGCGAAAGAUGACCUUUGUCAGUGGCUAGCUAUUGUUUGCGGAUUGGUUGCACACUCCGCAUGCUGUGAAAGACACAUCUGCUGCCUCGCACGCAGAAACCGAGAGGGAUAAAGGGGAGAAGGAGGGGAGGGAAGACCUGUGCCACACGUCCCACACUGCCACAAUACCUAUCCGCUUAUCAAAUAUUUGUCUGGCCUUCGCUACCUAUUUACUUUCCCUCUGUUUGCUUUGCUUAUUCAAGUCUUGCUGUGUCAGAUACAAUGUUACCAAAGACUAGAUGCUCUACAGUCUCUCUUUUUGGCCCGGGUUAUUGACCUCCUUGCUGUCAGAGGGCACAUGGACAUUUUCUUUUGUUUUAUAGUUUGCUUUCAAUUUUCUCUUUCUGACAGCCUGUUUCUGACUGAAAAGUGCAUCAUACACCACCACACUCUCGCUCAUAAAUACGUUAGCGAUCCGGGUUGCUCCGUGCUUCGAUGACAAACAGAAGUGGUGUUAAUUUGCUCACUGCUCACUCACUCUUCCCACAAACCCUCUGCUGAAUGGCCCAGCUCAAAAUGUGUAUUUGUUUAAUAUGUUUUUGAUUGAUUCAUUGAUGAUGAUCCAUACAGUCAGUAUUGAGAACACACACACAUUCGGGAGCACAAAAGGCCUCUUUGUGCUGCUGGCAGGCAGGGCUCAUGAAUUCGGGUAGUGGGGUUGAGAUUACUCGAUUAUUUCAUACGGGGGCCCAGGCAAAUCACAGAGCCCAGUCCCCGCCGCACAGAGUGGGAUGGCUGUGGCGACGACGAACCACAACAGAGGCCCAGCCCGAACCCAAAAGUGGUGGACAGCAGCCAGAGACAGAUACAACCCACCCCGUCACACACUUGCGGUUUUUUAAAAGAAAGCAAUUUAGUUAAUGAUUUCAUUCUGAAAGCCUGUCAUGAUGCAUGCGUCUUCCCCUGCCAGGAAAAGGAGAGCAGGGCGGAAAGAAGGAAAGAAAGAGAGACGAAGGUGUUAGUCAACAUGACUACACUUAAGUUCUAACUGCUUGCGGCUGCCGCGCGGAUCGUGUUACCGAAUGGAGCAGACCGUUGUAAUGCUACUUAUAACUUUCUGAGGAAGCCCGUCACAGACCGUAGAGUUUUUUUAGCUAGGCUCCAGUCAGAUAUUUUUCCAGCUUGUUGAGAACAUUUUUAAGACACUACUGUGCUGUUUUAUCUGAAACGGGAGCAUGUGAGUUGGUCAGACUCACGGUUUAAUAGUAGACUGGUGAGACAUUUUCUGUAUCAGUCAGCGGCUAAUCCAGUAAUGUGCCUGCUUUCUGGCCUGGGUACAAAUCUACUGCACAUUUUUCUGUUCAACCAUGCUUGUCAGCUCCCGGUUUUAUUAGGCCGUGGUUCAGCAUGUUUCGUAUUCACUUUACCGCUUUUUCCCUGUGCCGCUCCAUCUUAGCAUUGCUAAAACAUCAACCCUUCAUGUACUCUCUGACUCAGAUUUUCGUGGCAAUUACACAGAUCGAUGGACGGACUCUCCCUCUCACCCUCUCUGUUCUCUUUCUCUCUGUCUUUUUUUUGUAUCUGCUGUCAGUCAUUUUGGGAACUUCUAACCACCUCCUGACAGACAUGAGUGCCAGCCGUUCGUUUAGCAGGGGUUUUUAUUCAGCCGCCUUCGUUCGACCUGUCACCGUGGCCACACACUGUUGCCCAUGCUUUCCAUUGAACAGGGGCGAAUGAAUUAGUUUCAGAGGUUUAAAUCGGCAAUCAAUGUCACUUGCCCCAACAUAAUAAGGCUUAAUCAUAGAUCUUCAAGAUGUGUCCUGGCUGACCCUCACGAUUCGUCAGGCAUCUUUUACAUGGCCUCAUCUGGGUGGAGCGAACAAACUGCCCCUGUUUUGAUUUUCCAAAUGACGUGUCACAUGAGUUGUGGCCGUUUUGGCAUCUCCUCUUAGUACUCCCUAAUCCAUUCCUCCUUCUUUACAUGUUUAAUGUCGGAGAAAAAUAACGCAUAUAUAUAUAUGUGUGUAUAUAUAUAUAUAUAAAUUAAUAAUUUUGAAGAGAGAGCACUAGAAAGCAACAAGGGCAGUUUAGGUCACAGCCAAAAAUAAAAAAUCAAAUAAAAUAAAAUAAAAUAAAAUAAAAAAAUAAAAAAAUAAAAUAAAAUAAAAUAAAAUAAAAUAAAAUAAAAUAAUAAAAAAGUGGAAGAAUUAGAAAUGGGACUAGCAAUAACUAAUGAGCUGUUGUUCACCCGGAGUACCACAGCGUCAAAGGUAAUUUCCUUAGCUUUUUUGCUCCACAGAAAUCCCAUUUAUGAGAUGAGAAUGAAAGGGAACAAAACAGCUUUUCUUUUCAUUAGGCGCUGCAAAUUUUCCAAUUUGGUUGACUAGCGACUGCCGCAAAAAAAAAAAAAAAAACUUCCUAUUUUCGGAAAAGAAAGGAAUUAGUGGGACAGUGGCUGGAGAAAGCAGGGCACUGUGUGCCGGCAUUCCAGAUGUCCAAACGGCAGUUGUACCAGCCCAAGUUUUUCUGGGCACCGGGUGCCAAUGAUGACCUCAUGAGCUCCAGGCUGAAGACUGUAGGCAUACAGUUCUCACUGACACGGGCUUGAAUAGCCCUCAGCCUUUCAUGCAUCCAUUCAUUCUCUCCAGUCCUCUGGCGGCAAAAUUACUCCCUCAUAAUUAGCCAUUGUCCCCGUUUUUGGCUAGUCUGGAAAAAAAGUUUUUUUGGCUAGUCACUUUUGUGUAUUUUUUUCCCCCGUUUUGCCCUUUUUUUUUCCCAGUCUAUCACCCUCCAUCUUGUCUAAUACGUUUAUUGUGAAACAGAGCAAUAUAAAGCCCCUUUCCUCUGUCUAUCUUUAGCAUUAUCACUUCAUUCUGUCUCUGUCUUCUGUCCUCGUCACAGUGGACUGUGAGAGAUUUUACACUCGAUUUGUUGACUCUUUUGCUAUAAAGUCGGCCGCUCUGAAGAAAAGUAUCUUUAUAAAUUACAGAGAGGACCUGUCCUUGAAUGGUGCUUUGUUUACUGUUUUUCCAAAAAGGGGCCCCCACUAUAUUUCAUCUGUCAGAGUUGCUUUUCUUUCCCCCAACAAUGCUUGAUUGUUUCCACAAAAAAAAAAAAAAAAAAAAAGAGAGGGACAGAGUAAGAGAGAGAGGAAAAGGGAGAGAGAGAGAGACAAACAGAAAGAAUGAAAAAAAGAACUCAGGUUCAACAGACAGGAGAAUUCUGUAUUAUAUUUUCCUGCCAAAUUCCGAUCUCUGUUUUCCUUCCCCUGCACUCACAAAGGGCUCAUAACUUACUGUCAACUGUGAGGGAAACCACAAAGCUCCACUGUUGCUCAGCAAAUAGGCUGUGUUUCUUGAUGGCUUCACUGGCUGUAAAGUUUGCUUAACUGCAGCACUGACACCAGGCACUUUGGGAACUGCCGCCCCGUAAGGCCCCGAGCGAGGGACGAAGCGAGACAGAAGAGACGGCGAGCUGCUUUUCUCGUGUCUUUGAAUCGUCUCCGGCCGUACAGGGACUGAAAGAGACACGCGUGCGAGUGAGACUGUGUGUGUGUGUGAGUGUGAGCGGAGGAGCUUAACAGCUGCUCUGCCGGUGGCUCCGUUCAUGUGCGUGAGCGUACUGCGUUCAGCGUGCCGUCGGAUGUGUUCUGACAAGACGUGCCGUGGCUGGGACGAACGGCCUGUCUGUGCUCGAGUGUUUUUGUGUGUGUUUGUGUGUGUCAGAAUUUGAGGAAGUGUUAUGCCAUCCAGCUCUGAAGUGGUGUGUGAAGAACAGAGAAGGACAGGAGCGGCCAAACAGGCUGAGGGGGACAGUAUCAGAAUCAUGUCUUCCAAGCAAGCCACCUCUCCAUUCGCCUCGGCCCCUGACGGAGGUGAGGAUGGAUUGAAUCAGGAGCGCAUGUCCUGGGAGAAGGAAGAGAACUCUGAGUCACUAGUCACCCCUCAGCUGCCCCUGCACAAUCUGCUCCACAACAAACCUCCCCCGGAGGAGCUCCAGCCAAUCAGCAGCAGCGUGCCGCCCGAAUCCGACUGGGACAGCCUGAUGUCGGCCCAGCAGCGCAUGGAAUCAGACAGCAAUAAAGUAUGCUCCUUAUACUCCUUCCGGAAUAACUCUACCUCUCCACACAAGCCAGAGGAGGGGGCCAGGGAGCGCGGCGACCUGCUGAGCAGCUCAGCCUUCGGAACACCAGAGCGCCGCAAAGGAAGCCUGGCCGAUGUGGUGGACACACUGAAACAGAAGAAACUAGAGGAGAUGACAAAGACAGAGCAAGACGAAUCCUCCUGCAUGGAAAAACUUCUUUCUAAAGACUGGAAAGAGAAGAUGGAACGACUCAACACGGGCGAGCUGUUAGGAGAAAUUAAAGGUACUCCAGAAAGUCUUGCAGAGAAGGAGCGACAGCUCUCCACCAUGAUCUCACAGCUCAUCAGCCUGCGAGAGCAGCUCCUGGCUGCCCAUGAUGAGCAGAAGAAACUGGCCGCCUCACAGAUGGAGAAACAACGUCAGCAAAUGGAGCUGGCACGCCAACAGCAAGAGCAGAUUGCCAGACAACAGCAGCAACUUCUGCAGCAACAGCACAAAAUCAAUCUCCUCCAGCAGCAGAUCCAGCAGGUCCAGGGUCACAUGCCUCCGCUCAUGAUCCCCAUUUUUCCACACGACCAGCGCACUCUGGCAGCAGCCGCGGCAGCCCAGCAGGGCUUCCUCUUUCCCCCAGGCAUGUCCUAUAAGCCAGGUGAUAACUACCCGGUGCAGUUCAUUCCAUCCACAAUGGCAGCUGCUGCCGCGUCAGGACUCAAUCCUCUCCAGCUCCAGCAACUCUACGCCGCCCAGCUGGCCAGCAUGCAGGUCUCUCCAGGAGCCAAGAUGCCUCCGCUGCCCCAGCCCCCCAAUUCUGCCGGGCCGAUCUCCCCAUCUGGCUUGAAGAACGAGAAGAGGGCCUCAACCCCCCUGGCUCAAGUCAAGGAGGAGGGAACGCAGCCUCUCAACCUCUCUGCCCGGCCCAAAACAGCUGAGCCCGUCAAAUCCCCCACAUCCCCGACACAGAGCCUCUUUCCAGGCAGCAAGAGCAGCCCGAACAGCCUGUCCAAGAGCGGAGGCAUCCCCAGCCCCAUCGGAGGAAUGGGUCGUGGCUCGUCUCUAGACAUCCUGUCCAGCCUGAACUCAACAGCGCUGUUUGGAGAUCAGGAUGCAGUGAUGAAGGCCAUCCAGGAAGCGAGGAAGAUGAGGGAGCAGAUUCAGAGAGAGCAGCUUCAGCAUCAUCAGCAGGGAAUGGAGGCCAAGCUGUCUGCCCUCUCCAGCAUGGGCCUGAACAACUGCAGGGCUGAUAAGGAGAGGUCUCAUUAUGACAGCCUUGGCCAUCACCUGGGCAAACUAGGUGAGGAUGGAAAGAUCGGUCACAGAGUCAUCGACCUCACCAGGCCAGAGGAUUUUGAUGGGUGUAAGGAACUGAAUGGCUCUGCAGAUAAACCACAUCAGUAUUAUUGUUGGCCAACAGGAGGCGCCAGCACUACCGAGGCACGGGUCUACAGGGAACCCCGGGGAAGGAACAGCAACGAACCUCACAUCAAACGGCCCAUGAACGCCUUCAUGGUCUGGGCCAAAGAUGAGCGCCGCAAAAUCCUUCAGGCCUUCCCAGACAUGCACAACUCCAACAUCAGCAAAAUCUUGGGAUCUCGCUGGAAGUCCAUGACGAACCAGGAGAAACAACCGUAUUAUGAAGAGCAGGCACGGCUCAGCAAGAUCCACCUGGAGAAGUAUCCCAACUACAAGUACAAGCCCCGGCCCAAGCGCACAUGCAUUAUCGACGGCAAGAAGCUGCGCAUCGGCGAGUACAAGCAGAUGAUGAGGUCGAGGAGGCAGGAGAUGAGGCAGUUCUUCACUGUGGGGCAGCAGCCACAGACGCAGAUCCCCAUCACCACCAGCGCAGGUGUCGUCUACCCCGGUGCCAUAACCAUGGCGACCACUACGCCCUCCCCUCACAUGACAUCAGACUGCUCCAGUGCCUCGGCCAGCCCCGAGCCCACCAUCCCCGUCAUCCAGAGCACCUUCAACAUGAAGAUGGAACCAGGCACCAUGGUGCCUAACGACCCCGUGAACGGAGAGGACGAGAUGGACAUGUACGAGGACUUUGAGGACGAGCCCAAAUCGGACUACAGCAGCGAGAAUGACACACAGGAGCCGGUCAGUGCCAACUGAGGCAAAAACACCCUGUGAAGAAUAUCCUUUUAUUAGAGGGAAGACUGAAGAAGAUGAAAAAGAGAACAUGACGAACAAAAAAAAAAAGUCGAAAAACUUGUUUCUGAUGAUAUACGUUUUGGGAGCCAGCAUGCAGAUGUGGCUCCUUCAGAUUUAACAGCUAUUGGUCUUAAGUGUUUCUCCGAGUGUGAAACAAUUUGAUUUGUUUUAUUUUGGCUUUUUUUAUUGUUAUUUUAUUGAUUUUUUUUUUUUUUUCUUGUGUUUUGAUCAUGGACAAUUUGGGGUAUUUCCUACGACAUUUUUGAAUAAUAGGACUUGACAAUUAUUUCAUAUGAAUGCAUAACUCACAGUCUUACUCAAAUUCAUAUGGAUUUACAGAUGUAUUUGUUGAAACCUUUUUUUUUUUUCUUUUGAAGCGUACAUUACUGUUUUCAAUGGGGUUCUAUAUCUCACUCAGGUAUGCUGUACCAGCCAACAGCUUGUGAAUGUUUUUAAUCAGAACUAUUUAAAAUGAAAAAGACAACAACACUUCAUUUGACAUUUCAUAAUACGAUAAAACUUAACUGAAGAAGUCCUUACAUUUGCUGAACCAUAGAGGGAAAGCCUAAAACUCCCCAUUAUUAUUGUUGUUAUUAUUAUUAUUAUUAUUAUAUUAUUACAUUUAAAAAAAAAAAAAGUCCAGAUGUGCCAAACAUAUCAUAAGCUUCCUGCUCUUAAAUCUUAAAUUUAAAAGUCUUAAGGGAGAGACUGCAUGAGUCUUAGACAAUCCUUGCAAUCUUAUCUACAAAUCCCACUUUUUUUCCUCCUCUCCACUUGUGUCUCCUCUCCAUUGACCUACCAUCUUCAAAUGCUCAGGAACUAAGAGUGUUAUAGUUCUCCAGGAGGUUCAAUGCAGUGAUCGUCCAACCACCGGCCUCGUCUAGUUCAGUCUUACCCGCUCGGUUCUUAAUCACAGUGAUUGUAAUCAGGCCAGAAUGCCAAGGGGCCAAAUGGCAUCCAAUCUGCAGAAUUGGACAGGCAGCAAAAGGCAGCUUUGGUGUAUUACAAUCACAAAUUGCUGUUGUACAAUAUGUACACGCACAAGUCUUUAGCCCCGUUUUUCAGGGCAGCAAGUUUAAAGUCUUUUAUUUACACUUAAGUCUUGUGGACAUUGUAAUCUUAACUGACAUAAAAUAGUCUUAAAGUCUUUUGGGCUUCUGCAAUUUGUUCAUUAUUAAGUCUUAAGAGAACGUCCAGUUUAUUAGGAUGUUUUGGCCAGUUAUGCAGAGGGAUAAGGAGAAAAUAAACUAUAAUAAUGGCACUUAUUUUCCAAAUUUUCUAUAUACUGUCUAUUUGGAUUCAAGAUUGUUUAAUUGUAUUUACAUUUAAAAAUAUAUAUUCUAAAACGAACAGAUUUGAAGAUGCACAAAGACAAAUCUGUUGGCGAUUUAAAUCGUUUUACUUGGAUUGGAUCUUCUUGAGCACUUGGGGGGGAAAAAAGACGACAAUUCAUAAUAAAAAAGCACAUUUUUGCUCCUUUGUAUUCAGUCCUGCAGCUCUACUAAAUUAUCCGCUCGUUCCGGCAGUAGAACGGAUCUCAGGUUGUUUCCGUGUGGAAGGACAGCCAAGAAGCAGCCAGCGGUCAGGGCCUCUUGUUUUAGACUUUGGCCCUACUGAAAGCUCCUACAGGGUGCGAGUGCCAUUCACCUCCACUCACCUGACCUCUGCCCAGCACACACCCUGCCUCAAGGGGCUGCCAUCUGGCUCCCGGCAUCGGUCCGUGCCCAGGAGAAAGGUAGCGAACAAUGAAGACGAGGCCCAUGUGGUUUAUUGUGCCCUCUCUCCAUCAAAGCUCUAGCGAAAGGCCGCGGCCAGAAGCAGCCACGAGGUGCUAGCGAGCAGAUGGAACAAGUAGAUCAAGCUGUGGGGGAUUAUUAAAAUGACUGACGAGUCGGUAUCAUCUGAAAUACAGCAUUAUUAAUGCAUGAGUCCCGCUAUUUUGCCUUUGCCCUUGAACCUGUCUGUUUCAUUGGUAACCCAGAGAUUAGAAUAGACAGGAAAUGUCACAGCAAGGCUGCUGGUCACUGCAUUACCUCUAAAGGUCGAAAAAGGUACCGAUGACUAUUUAGCGCUUACUUCUCCAAGCAGUUGAAGCCAUCACUUUUAUUUUCAGCACCCCUCUUUGAAAAGCAUUUACUUAAUUCGUAGAAGUUUUCAGCACUUCUUUUUAGAAGCUUGUAUUUGUACCUUUUAUUUUGUUGGUUUUGUUUAAGUUUGUUGUGAUUUUUACAUAAGGUACAAUACUUGGCUGGAUGUCCCCUGACAUGCGCGUUCAAAUUUUUUUUUUUUUUUUUUUUUCCUUGCUUACAAGCCAACGUUUAUUGUUUAAAGCUGUUAUAUCUGUUUGCUGGUGGAUUGGUUGAUUUGUACGUGAUUUGUACAUAUUUCCUUGACCAUGCCAAGCCAGUUCUGUAGGCUGGUAGCAGACAAAAGGACUGUUGUUGGGACUGAAACUUGAUUGCGCUUGUAUAGAUUAAAAAAAAAGAAGAAGAAAAGAAAAAAUCUCACACGGAGACAAUGAUUCAAAAGUGUUACAAGCACUGGAUAUAAAUGGUAUUUUUAUCAAUUCUGACUAAUGUGAAGCCGUUGUGCGAGGAAAAAAAAACCUACAUGAACAAGUCACCUGUUUGGACUCAUGUGAGCGCGCCUCACAGUUGCCAGAUUUGAGUCAUUUUUCUCUUGACAUAUUUUGUUUAUUUAUGCAAAGACACGUGAUGAAUGAACACUUUGUUUAAGCUCCAGUGCUGCCUAGGGGAGAAAGAGCAUUAUACUCGACGGAGAGGCUCGCGUAGUGACUGGCCAACUGAGACACACCGGACUUCAGUAGCACAUUUUAAUGGUCAUGUAUGUUUGUGUUGUAUAUUGUAUUUGAAGCUCUCUAGUGCAUAGACAUUUUAUUGUAUUUAUUAGCCAUUAUUGGCUCUAAAAGUGUCAGUAGAACAGAAUUAAAGGACAAUCAGAGAACAAGAAUAAAAACAGUGAAAUUUCAAAAUGGAUUGGAGCUCAAAACAAAGUUUCUUUAAAAAAAAAAAAAAAAAAAUCUCCAUCUCAUUUUUUUUUUCUUUUCAUUGUAAAUAUAACAUAGGAAAAUAGAAUUCUAUUUUUGUUCAUGGAUACUUACUGAAGUAUAAAUUAUGUAUUUUACUUUUUUCUUCUUUGUUUGUGUGUGUGUGUGUGUGUGUGUGUGUGUGUGUAUGUGUAUGUUUUUGGUCAUUGUACUUAGAAAAAAGAACAAAAUCACAAACUGACAAUUCACUGUACCUCAUGUAGUUGCUGAAUUCACAUCCCUGUUGAUUGAAUAGUAUUGGAGAAACAGCUGAAAACAUCUCACUUCGAUGUGUUUCAGUGAUGAACCUCGCACUCCAUGCUGAAUUAACCAGCCAUUUGCUAUGUUGUUAGUGCACUCUGUAGCAAAGGACAAAUCUUGAAAUCCAUGUACGUAAUUUUCUUCAUUUUUUUUAUUUUACUAAUUGUUUUCUAAAUGUUAAGGUACUUGCUGAAGUUAUAUAAUAAUUGGUUAUGUGCCAAAUUUGAAUGAGAGAACAUGUACAGUAAUUGUGGGGCAUCAGUUGUGGUGUGUCUUACAGUACAGCAUCAUCUGAAAACAUAUGUGAGUUUCUCGGUGAGAAUUAAUUCAUUGGGGAUGUGCAAAUAUUUAUGUUUUGUUUCUUUGUUUUUUAUGCUGCACAAUGCAGACCCACUCUGUGCAUUUGAGGUUUUCAUACAGUAUUUUGCUCUGUGUUGCUUCAUAGUGUUUAAUAGACCAUUUCUCAUCCAGUCAACAGCAAAUCUAAAUGACAUUUCUUUUAUAAUACAUAACUGUCACUGCCAUAUUAAUGCAAAGUAGGUACAAUAAUUGAGGACAAAGUUUGGGUGUUUCUACUUAUCUUACUGUAAUGCUCUUUUUUUUUCUCUCUCUUUUUUUCUUUUUGGUAUGGACUUUUGUGAUGUAUAUUGUGGCAUAGUUUUUGUUAAUUUAAUCAGCACAAUUCACUGACAUGCUGGACUGACAUGCUAGCUGCUGUUCAGAAGAGUAAAAUGUUGCUGUCAGGGACAACGUAUGCUGUUGUCAAUGGUACUUUGCUUUUAGGUUUCUGUAGUCUCUCAAGCAACACUGUAUGUGGCUUCUGUCGCUAGGUACACUCUUGUUUCGAAUCCUGCUAGCAGCCUGAUAACACUUCUCUUUGAUUUUGUCUUUUUGUGUGUGCGUGUGUGUGUGUGUGUGUGUGCGUGUGUGUGUGUGCGCGCGUGUGUGUAGAGACCGGUUUCUCAGCAGGUACAUAGACCCAUGGCAGGUAUUAUUGUUCGGGCGUUAGAGAUGUAGAAUAGUAUCUGUUGCUGCUUUUGGAAAAAAAAAAAGUUUUAAGUCUAAAAAUGUAAAUAGUUUUAUCAUAAUAUCUUGUACAGUCCAGUGUAAAGUUUUUAAUUGAACUUAAAAAGGUUGCCAUCACAUUUGUGUUCACAUUCUUCUUUAUACAGUACAAAAGACAGCUAUUUGCUAAGGAUAUUAUUGUUUAAAAAAAAUGAAAAAAAAAGGUACUAAAAAUAUUUUUGCUUGGCUUUAGUAUGUAAACCAGCAAGUCAUUGGUUUCCAUGUGCAGUAUUGACGUGAGGUAAACUAAUUAAUGCUACAGUUGUAUGUCCAGAGACCAGUCUUCUCUGUAAUGGUAGUAUUAUUAUAUCAAAUAAAAUAAAGCAGAAGAGUGACACAUUUUGGUGUAUUUAGACACCUUAGUGAAUUGUACAAAUAUCUAGGUUGUUCUCCCCACAAGCAGCAUUUGGCAUAUUGUAAUGUAACACCAUUUCUACAGUAUAUUUUCAAUUCACUGAUGUACGACGGCAGAUGAGGGUGUUCCUGUCUGUUUGCUUAUUUACCUCAAGAGUUCCUCUUUUUCCAUAAAAGAUAGAGUACACACACGUAUGACAAAAUCGUCUCACCAUCACUCCAUCUUUUGUACUGCUGUUGACACUUACAAAUUAAAGAGACAUUUUGUUUUA
Molecule: messenger RNA, 13736 nt
Organism: Ctenopharyngodon idella (grass carp)
Lineage: Eukaryota; Metazoa; Chordata; Actinopteri; Cypriniformes; Xenocyprididae
Gene: sox6
Product: SRY-box transcription factor 6
Exons: 15
Coding region: 6246-8699 (817 amino acids)
Biological process (GO): positive regulation of chondrocyte differentiation; central nervous system development; cell fate commitment
Cellular component (GO): nucleus
Molecular function (GO): DNA-binding transcription factor activity, RNA polymerase II-specific; RNA polymerase II cis-regulatory region sequence-specific DNA binding
Source: RefSeq, a predicted model, not a curated record